Nicotiana attenuata is the source of this 621-nucleotide messenger RNA. RefSeq lists its product as uncharacterized. The coding region runs from base 1 to 621 and encodes 206 amino acids. The transcript has a single exon. Lineage: Eukaryota; Viridiplantae; Streptophyta; Magnoliopsida; Solanales; Solanaceae. The record is from RefSeq and is a predicted model, not a curated record.
AUGGAAGAGGAGAAUGAGAAGUGGAAAAAGGCAGUGGUGAUGUAUGUCAUUGGAGUGGCACCAUCAAUUGGAACCAUGGAGAGAUUCAUAGCCUCGAAUUGGAAUUUUGCUGCUAAACCUAGAGUAUACUAUCACAAUGAGGGCUAUUUUGUGGUGUUGUUCAAUACAAUUGAGGACAAGAAUGAAGUCUUGUACACAGGACCACACACAAUAGGUAAUAAACCUAUUAUACUUAAAUCAUGGACUGCUGAUUUUAACUUCUAUGAUGAAGUGUUGAAAGAAAUUCCAUUAUGGGUGAGCUUUCCAAAUUUGCCAUUGAAUUGCUUGGGGAAGAUCACACUAAGUAGGAUAGCAAGUAUUUUAGGAUGUCCAAUCUAUGCUGAUGAAUGCACCUCUAGUGCAGCUAGAAUUUUAUAUGCUAGGGUGCUUAUAGAGAUGGACAUAUCUAAAGAACUUCCUACGAGUGUUGUGGUACUGGAUCCAACGGGGAAGAAUUUUGAGCAGAAAGUUGAAUAUGACUGGGUUCCAACCUACUGCCAAAAAUGUUGUAUGGUUGGACAUGAUUGUAGCAAUAUGAAGGGACACAGGGAAACACAAGACAGAACUCAGGGGUACGAAUAA